AUGGCGACUUCCUCGGUCUCUGUGACAGGUGCCUCAGAUAUGGACACUGUGCAGGAGUCAACCUCUGCGGAGGAGCCAACGGCUGUGGACGACCAAGCCUCUGAUACAUCUGAGGAAGCUGUCAAGGUCCGAAAGCCUAAAAAAGCUACCUCAAAGAAGGAGAAGCAGCAGCCGAAGAAGUCAAAGAAACCAGAGAAGCGCUGCCGCCGCUCUCUUCGGCUUCUCCAGCGCCAACGCAUGAAGGAAAACGAGCUUAGAGUAGCCCGUCUCAUCAGACGCCGUAGGAACAGCUUCGCCAUCUACUUUCCCAAGGUGCUAAGACUUGUCCAUGUGGAUCUCACCCUGUCCCAGAGGUCUGUGAGCAUCUUGGAUUCGUUCGUAAAGGAUAUGUUUGAGAGAAUCGCGAUGGAAGCAAGCAACUUGGCCCGUCAGAAUAAAAGCACGACUAUCAACUCCAGAGAGAUCCAGACUGCAGUACGCCUUCUACUCACGGGAGAGAUGCGUGAGCGAGCAAUAGCUGAAGGUACCAUGGCCAUGGUCCGGUACAUCUCCACCAAGUGA
Messenger RNA from Myodes glareolus (Bank vole), 561 nucleotides. It is a transcript of the gene H2bw2, whose product is annotated as H2B.W histone 2. NCBI's taxonomy places the organism in Eukaryota, Metazoa, Chordata, Mammalia, Rodentia, Cricetidae. Gene Ontology annotation, molecular function: structural constituent of chromatin; DNA binding; protein heterodimerization activity. Gene Ontology annotation, cellular component: nucleosome. The record is from RefSeq and is a predicted model, not a curated record.